Messenger RNA from Enhydra lutris kenyoni (northern sea otter), 1825 nucleotides. RefSeq names its product coiled-coil domain containing 137. Bases 86 to 1036 code for a protein of 316 amino acids. NCBI's taxonomy places the organism in Eukaryota, Metazoa, Chordata, Mammalia, Carnivora, Mustelidae. The record is from RefSeq and is a predicted model, not a curated record. The transcript has 7 exons.
UGAGGAGCGGCCGCUCUGGCCAAUCCCGGCUCGUCCGAGAGCAGCACCGCCCCAAUGGUCGCAGAGCUGAGCGCAGGAAGCGGAAAUGGCGGUCGUGGGGCGGGACUGCGCGGAAGGGCGGAAGUGGCUUACUCUGGGAGCACCCGGCGUGCGGAUGGCGCGACUCGGGCGCCGCGGGGCUGCGCCGGUGGGGCCGGCGGUGCUUGGGGGUCCUGGGCGGCCGCGGGGGCGGCAGCAGCAGGUGCGGGGGACGCCGCGCUCAGCGCCGUGUCCCGGACCGCGCAGCAAAGAAAAGAAGCAGGUGAAUUGCAAGCCCCAGAACCAGGAUGAGCAGGAAAUCCCCUUCCGGCUGCGAGAGAUCAUGAGGAGCCGCCAGGAGAUGGGAAGUGGCGUCAGUAACAGAGAGAGGAGGAGACAAGCCCAGGUGGCCUUCAGGAAGACAUUGGAGAAGGAAGCAAAGGGAGCGGAGCCAGACAUCGCUGUCCCCAAAUUCAAGCAGAAGAAGUGGGAGUCUGACGGCGCCUACAUCCAGCGAAUGGAGCAGGAGGCCCAGCAUGUGCUCUUUCUCAGCAAAAACCAGGUGGCGCGACAGCCGGAGGCGCAGGCGGCUCCCAAGAAGGAGAAGUCAGAGCGGAAGAAAGCGUUUCAGAAACGGAGGCUGGAGAGAAUCCGGCGGCGAAGGGAAGAGAAGGCAGCAGAGAGGCUGGAGCAGGAGCUGCUCCGAGACACAGUGAAGUUUGGCGAGGUUGCUCUGCAGCCCCCAGAGCUGACCGCCCAGCCCAUGACGAGCACAGGCCGGGACCAGCCUGGGAAGAAAUCGCUGAUGCUUAGGAGGCUUCUGAGCCCUGGCGGCGUGUCCCAGCCGCUGAGCAUGUCGCUGGCCCGACAGCGGAUUAUCAGGGAGGAGAGAGAGCGGGCCGUGCAGGCCUACCGGGCACUGAAGCAGCAGCGGCGGCCGGGGCUCAGUCAGCAUAGCCAGCCCGCUCCCCGCACCUCACUUCCGGGAAGAAGGCAGGACGAGUCUGUGAUGGUCUAGGCUCCGCUCCCCCAGGGCUGCUUUAAGGAGAGAGGACGAUGCCGCAGUCCGUCAUUCAGUGCCAGUCCAUGGGAGACACUGCACACUCGAUCGGCUGAAUCCGUAAUUAAAGCUCGGUGUGGUUCAACAGCAUAGGACAGCUGGGAGCACAGGCCGGGCUGCAGGCCGGAGCGGGGGGGUGGGGAGGGCGGGGUCGGCGUCUAGGCCACGGAGAGGUAGAUGUGCUCCUGCUGCCUUGUCCCUGCAGAGGCAGGUGGAGUCCACCCAGGCUCUCACUGGGUAUGGAGACAGGACAGCCCCCACGCAAGGUGUGUUUGCCAGGGGGUUUGUGUUCUCCAGGUCUUUGGGGAAAGAAGAGCAGAUCUGAAGCAGCUUGAGGGCAAGGACAGGACCCUGGCCUAGGACCUUCCCAUGGCUAAAAGGGCUAUGGGGGGAAUUCCUGCCAACAGCAGGGCCUGGCAAGGUUUGAACCUUCCACCAGAACCUAAGGAGGGGAUGCCCAGAUGUUGUCAGCGUGCUCAGCUGCACGGCACUGAGGCCUCUCGGCAGUCGAACGCAAAGGGGGAGUCCUACUGCCCACGUCCUUGUGAGGACAGCACUGGUCCCCUUCUUCGGGCUUGAACAGCUCGGGAACAGCCCCGUCUCAGGCUUGGCCAGGGUGGCCCUACAGAAUGUGGGGUAGUGUGCUUCUGUAGGAUCCUUUGUUUUUCCCCGUUUGCAUCGUUUAUAACGUUUUGUAGUUGUUUUCUGGGUUUUUUCAAAUUAAAACCUUCUGAGUUGGGGUGCCUG